CGAUACAAGCGCGAUAUAAAAAGACCCUAAGCAGCAAUCCUCGUCAUUUGGAGAUAGCCUGCCGAGCAGUCAAAAGUUUUGUCUUAGAGCUGUACUGGGCGACAAGGGGACAUCUCCCGGUAUCAAGAAGUACCGGUACCUACUAGUACUCUGAAAAGGUCCAUCAUGAAGUACAUAAUAGUGCUGGUUUUGUUGAUCGUUCUUGAAGUUGCCCUGGCCAGACCUCCCGUGGGCCUUCGAGGUCGGCAUGCAGAUGAUAAUAGCGAAGGUCAAGGACGUCCAGGUAGACAUGGCGGGAGACGCGUCAACAGACAACGUGGCUUAACCUGUGCUAAUAUCACUGAGACUGAUUGUGACGUCUUGCCGUCAAUGCGCCUGUGUGAUGAUGCAGGGUCCUAUACCAACUGGUGCGACUACAUGAAGAGAGUUAAGUGCCCCCAGGACCUGUCAGCCGGAACUAACUUCACAGCUAUCUUCAAAUGUGACGAGAGCGGCAACCCUCUACCUGCACCUACCCGAGGAGGGCUUAGACGAUGUAAAGACAGGGCAUGUAGACGGGGGCAUCCAGCGGAGCAAACGCCAAAAAAAUAAGGAAUAAGAAUUAUGACGCUAUCACGAAAAGAAGCAGCGUUCACAGCCUGCUAAUCUGUCUUUGACGCUUUACUUGUAAUAACAAUUCCAGCGAGACCAACAUGUAUCUGUAUCAUUGUUGAAUGGGAAUCAGUCGAGAUGACCCCGAGUCUCGCAGCUUGGCACAA
Messenger RNA from Lingula anatina, 758 nucleotides. RefSeq lists its product as uncharacterized. The record is from RefSeq and is a predicted model, not a curated record. Lineage: Eukaryota; Metazoa; Brachiopoda; Lingulata; Lingulida; Lingulidae.